UCGCGAAGAUCACAUGACUCCUAAACUGGUACCUGUUUGUUGCUUGCCCGGGUCUUCUCUGCACUGGCUCGAAGUGCCUGAGGGGUGGGCGCUGGCCAGCUAGCUUAUAUGGGGCGACGGUAGCCACGUCCUGCAGCCUCGGAGGAGGAGGAAAGACGCCCGACUGGAGAGCGAGUGGGUCAGCUGGCCUGGCCCAGUACCUCCCUUUUGCCCCUCGGAAGUCGGAUGAGACCGCCGGGAUCUCCUGUCCGGGGCCAGGCUUUGACCGCUGGUGAUUGCAGACCCCACCAUGGCGUCUGCGGACACGUGGCAGCAGCAUUCAGAUUCAGAGAGAGAGGAGCUUCUUCCUAGAAAUUCCCAUGAACCAGAGACUCAGUCUGUCCACUGGAGAAACCUGAUAGGUUUUUGGCUCCUAGGUCUUUGCAACAACUUCUCCUAUGUGGUGAUGCUCAGUGCUGCACAUGACAUCCUCAAGAACCAGAGGGCACCUGAAAAUAACAGCCAUGUGGAUCCAGAGCCAACACCCACUUCUCACAACAGUACAUCUCGAUAUGACUGCAACCCUGUGUCGACAGCUGCUGUCCUCCUGGCUGAUAUUCUGCCUACAUUCAUUAUCAAGAUGCUUGCUCCUUUCGGCCUUCACUUGCUGCCCUACAGCCCUCGAAUUAUCCUUUGUGGGGCCUGUACUGCUAGUAGCUUCCUUCUGGUUGCCUUUUCCCAGGAAGUUAUGACCAGCCUAAGUGGUGUGGUCCUGACUAGUAUUUCCUGUGGACUGGGGGAGAUAACCUUUCUAGCCCUUACUGCCUUUUACCCCAGUGAGGUGGUUUCCUGGUGGUCCUCAGGCACUGGUGGGGCAGGAGUACUGGGGGCCUUGUCCUACCUCGGUCUGACCCUGGUUGGUCUUUCCCCUGAAAAUACACUAAUCUCUAUGCUGGGCAUCCCUGUUCUCCUGCUGGCCACUUACUUUCUGCUGCUCAAGUCCCCAGAUUCAUCGGCUUGCCAAAGAGAUGGGGCGCUUGGGACCUCAGCUCAGCGGCCCCUCACAGCAGGAGAGAGCUCCAAGCCCUCAGACCCCAACUUCAACCAGAGCCUCUCUUUCAGUGACAGGUGGAAUGUCUUUAAGGGUCUCCUGAAAUACAUCGUCCCCUUGACUCUGGUUUAUUUUGCUGAAUAUUUCAUCAACCAGGGGCUGUUUGAGCUCCUUUUCUUCAGAAACACAUCUCUGAACCAUGCCCAGCAGUACCGAUGGUACCAGAUGUUAUACCAAGUUGGAGUCUUUGUCUCCAGAUCCUCUCUCCGUUGCUGCCACUUCCGUUUCAUUUGGCUAUUGGCAGUGCUUCAGUUCUUGAAUCUGGGCUUCCUGAUGGCUGAAGUGUGGUUCAGUUUCCUUCCCAGCAUCUACCUUGUUUUCCUGAUCAUUUUGUAUGAGGGCUGCUUGGGUGGGGCUGCCUAUGUAAACACCUUCCACCGAGUUGCAGUUGAGACCCAGGAUGAGCACCGGGAAUUUGCCAUGGCAACUGCCUGCAUAGCAGAUACCUUGGGGAUCUCUUUGUCAGGGGCCUUGGCCUUGCCUCUGCAUGAUUUCCUAUGCCAGAGUCAUUGACACUUGACCCAUCUUGGAGCCCUUCCUAUAACCUGGGAACAGAAUAAGCUAGAGGAUGUAUUCUUCUGUGACUUUUAUAGUCCAAAUCCCCUGGAUUUGGAUGCAAGAGAGACUUAAUGAAUGUGCUUGUUACAGUGGGGCCAAGUGGAUGUUUGGGGGCCCCGGAAGAAUGUCCAGGAAGAACCAUAUAAUUUAUCCUGUACCGCCAAACUGAGCUUUCAACAACAGACUACCAAUUGAGUGCUGAAAUUUGACAUUCAUGCUCUCCCAUUCAGAACAUAUUUCAAAUAGCUAGCCCUGUGUCCUCUUCCUGUAGAAGGAAUGUAGAUGUGCAUGAAGCAUAACAAGGGUCAGCAGAUAUAUUUGGGAGUUAAAGGAAUGUUUGAGGUUCUGAAUGUGCUCAGCUGAGGAGGACCAAUGAGGGUUAGUCUGCCAUCUAAAAGCUGAUGUGCUAGGUUUUCAUGAUGCUACCUAGGCCUUUGGGGUGGGGCUUCCACAGCAGGGACUCAAAAUAAUCCUUCCUUCCUAAUGAAUAGUAUUAACUUAUUUUUGUUUCAUUACAGGAUAGGGUAUACAGUGGUUCCUAGGUACCAUAUGGCUGUGAGUUAUCAAACAAUACCCCUCUGCCCCCAAUUCCUCUCCCAGUUCUCUCCUUAUUCUUCUGCCUCUACAAUUAACACUACAGGAAUAGUCCUAUUGACAUGAUUAUUAUACCUACCUAAUAAGAUGCAAUAAAGUGCCCAUUAAAAUUAUCAAAAAUGUCA
Messenger RNA from Vombatus ursinus (common wombat), 2367 nucleotides. RefSeq names its product CLN3, battenin (gene CLN3). Lineage: Eukaryota; Metazoa; Chordata; Mammalia; Diprotodontia; Vombatidae. The record is from RefSeq and is a predicted model, not a curated record. The transcript is spliced from 15 exons. Gene Ontology annotation, biological process: lysosomal lumen acidification; lysosome organization. Gene Ontology annotation, cellular component: lysosome; membrane. The coding region runs from base 290 to 1603 and encodes 437 amino acids.